UCCUCAGGAGUGUCAGUCAAUGCAUGUGCGCGCGCGUGUGUGAGUGAGGUGUCAAUCAAAGCGGCGGCUUCUCUUUCAUCUCUGUAGUCAGUCAGAGAUCAGGGGGAGGAGUACAGCACUACACUCUCUCCAGCCCAACAUUACUCUCAGUCUCUGCUGAGCGCAUUUCUGAAGAGGGACACCUUUUACCCAAGAAACCAAACGGGAAUGACACACAGCAUCUGAACCCCAGCACUUUUUUUUUUUACUUCCUUUUUUUUUUUUUUUUUUUUUUUGGAACAGUCAGAACUGUCCUGCGUACAACUUACACUUCACAGGAAUCGUACUUUAACUUUUAAAACACCCAGCGUCGCUACAUUGCGUUUCCCCUCUGGAUUCUCGAGUGUUUCCGCAGCACGCGUGUUUGGAGUGCCCCAGCUGAAGUUAUACGGGGGUUUUCUGUAUAACACCUUCGCUUUCCGGGCGUUUUUAGGGUGAGGAGGACUUUCAAUCACCGGAGAAAUGCCGCAGUUGUCAGGUGGAGGAGGCGGCGGGGAUCCGGAGCUCUGCGCCACUGAUGAAAUGAUCCCGUUCAAAGACGAGGGAGACCCGCAGAAGGAGCAGAUCUUCGCGGAGAUCAGCCACUCCGAGGAAGAGGGAGACUUAGCGGAGAUCAAGUCAUCUCUGGUCAACGAGUCAGAAAUCAGUCCUAACAGUCACGACGCAGCUAGACAGUCCCAAAUAACACCAGACUCUUAUCAUGAGAAGCACAGGGAUCAUCCGGACGAUGGCAAGCAUCAAGACAUGUACAGCAAAGGCCACCCGUACCCCAGCUACCCCGGAUACAUCAUGAUGACCAAUAUGAACAAUGAACCCUACAUGAACAACGGCUCUCUCUCGCCUCCCAUUCCCAGAACGUCAAAUAAGGUGCCGGUGGUCCAGCCGUCCCAUGCCAUUCACCCCCUCACCCCUCUGAUCACAUACAGCGACGAGCACUUCGCCCCCGGCCCACAUUCGGGACACCACCCACAGGACGUCAAUGCCAAACAAGGUAUGCCCAGGCAUCAUCCUGGACCAGACAUUCCCAAUUUCUACUCACUUUCUCCAGGGGGAGUUGGACAGAUGACCCCUCCGCUCGGAUGGUUCUCUCAUCACAUGGUACCAGGCCCUCCUGGACCCCAUGCCACGGGAAUCCCCCAUCCCGCCAUUGUCAACCCACAGGUGAAACACGAACCACAUCACGACAUAGACCUGAUGCACAUGAAACCUCAGCACGAGCAGAGAAAGGAGCAGGAGCCCAAAAGACCUCACAUCAAGAAACCUCUAAAUGCUUUCAUGCUGUAUAUGAAAGAGAUGCGUGCCAAUGUGGUGGCUGAAUGCACGCUGAAGGAGAGCGCCGCGAUCAAUCAGAUCCUCGGGCGGAGGUGGCAUGCUUUAUCUCGGGAAGAGCAAGCUAAGUAUUACGAAUUAGCCCGCAAGGAACGGCAGCUCCAUAUGCAGCUCUACCCAGGAUGGUCUGCCAGAGACAAUUAUGGGAAAAAAAAGAAGCGGAAGAGAGAAAAGAUCCAGGAACCUGCUCCAGGUACAGGCCAGAGAAUGAAAACGGCGUACAUCUGAACAAUGGAGGAAAACGGACUUCUUAUUCCUCUUGCAAAGCAAAGACAGCAGCUCCAGGCCCCCUUUUAGAGAUGGAGGCCUGCUAGAUUCCUCAACCUUUCCCCCCUCCGUCCUUUCUUGACCCCUGUGGAAUCUCCAGAGGGUCCCGGCCCUUGAAUCUGCUCCUCGGCUGCAGGCGCUGUUGUAGAGACGUUGAACCGAGAACAGACAAUCACCAACACAGACCCGUGAAUACUUGUUUGAACCUUCCUUUUUGUUUUCUGUCCUUAAAUCACUCCCGAAGCCGAAGGCGUUGCACUGAUUAUGUUCCUCGACCGUUUGUAAAGCGCACAUAUGGCCACAUGUAAACAAACACACACACACACGUUCCUACACCUGUUCCUAAGUUAUUCUAAGUUAUUUGGCACCUCUGUCUUCUGUGUUCACUACGUCACUCCCUUAUUUUCUCUCUUGCCCCAUAAAAUGUAGCAACAGAGGGGCCCGACACACCUCACGGUGUUCUAUCGCAACAUUUUAGGGAUCACACAUUGCCCUGGAAACGAUCUCCAUAGAUUGCGUUUUGUAUUGACACAUUGGUGCAAAAAGGAUCAAUGUUUUGAAUUCUCAACAUCUUGGGUUCAAUUUAUUUUGAAUGCUUUUUUUAUUAUUAUUAAUAUGUUAUUUUCAUUUCUCGGUGUAUAUUUUAAGUGAUUUUUUUUAUUAUUAUUUUAUAAAUAUAUAUAUAAUGGUAUAUGAAAAUAAGCUUGGAGACAGGAAAGCCGUUUUUCUUGUUGAAGCGUCUUGCAGAAAUAACAUUUAAAAGUCUUCUUUUUGAUAACUAUUUGUAACGGAUACUGACUUAAACUGAUGUAAAACAAUGCUCAAUGUGUACUUUUUAAAAAGAGAUGUCUGGAUGUCACUUUUCUUGGUAUUUUUGCAGGCAACAUUAGGACAAAGGUGAAAGAGUAGGUACCCAGAGGCCUAUAUUUUAUUGAUCUAAAUUGACAAAUGAAGCAGAUAUAUAUCUAUAUAUUUACCCCAGCACUUGGCAGUCUUUCUUUAAUUGCAAUGUACCUCUGUCCUGUCUCUCUGGUAGGUAAUAAGAGUGGUAUUUUACCAUGUUUAUUCCAUGCAAACAUUUACACAUUUUAUUGUUUUUAAUUGUUCUCUUAGCAUUUUCUUUUUCUUUUUUUACAUUGUCAUAUCUUAAAGCGUUAACUUGGUGUAGCAUUUUGCUUCCAAGUGGUCACAUUUGAACAAUUUCAAUGUCUUUUUUUAUUAAAAUAAAUAGGCAUCUUUGACUGAAAACGAAUGGAGUAUGAUUUUUUUUUUUACACUAUAGCCUACACACUGAAAUGUUUCCUCCGUGUAAGUAGAUUGCAUUUCUACAAGAAGCAUUGGAAUUAUAGAAUAUAUCCUGUGGAUCUCGGGGGAAACUUUAUAAGACUUAUUGAAAUGAACGAGAAAUAAAAUGCAGCUUGUCACUGUGCCUCGGUGUUCAUUUAAAUAUGCAUUUGAAUAUUCAUGCAGCCUUAAGUGCAUGCUAAUAAGAGAAUUGAUUUGCAAUAAACCUAAAAAGACUAAA
Carassius gibelio (silver crucian carp) is the source of this 3160-nucleotide messenger RNA. It is a transcript of the gene lef1, whose product is annotated as lymphoid enhancer-binding factor 1. Bases 502 to 1596 code for a protein of 364 amino acids. The record is from RefSeq and is a predicted model, not a curated record. Gene Ontology annotation, biological process: canonical Wnt signaling pathway; regulation of transcription by RNA polymerase II. Gene Ontology annotation, molecular function: DNA-binding transcription factor activity, RNA polymerase II-specific; RNA polymerase II cis-regulatory region sequence-specific DNA binding. The transcript has 11 exons. Gene Ontology annotation, cellular component: beta-catenin-TCF complex. NCBI's taxonomy places the organism in Eukaryota, Metazoa, Chordata, Actinopteri, Cypriniformes, Cyprinidae.